AUGGUCGCGUUGAGAGUCGCCCGGGUGAUACGAAGCACUGCUACAUGUGGUUGGAGAGCACGGUCUAGCCAAGCUACUGCAGCAUCAUCAAGAAUCAAACCUGCAGCUGGAUUUAGUUUUGAACUGACUGAAGAACAGAAAGAAUUUCAGGCUACAGCUCGUAAAUUUGCUAGAGAGGAAAUCGUCCCUGUUGCUGCUCAUUAUGACAGAACUGGAGAGUAUCCUGUUCCCCUCAUAAAAAGGGCAUGGGAGCUUGGUUUAAUAAAUUCACAUAUACCAGAGAGUUGUGGUGGUCUUGGCCUUGGCAUCUUUGAUGCCUGCCUUAUUACUGAAGAAUUGGCUUAUGGGUGCACAGGGGUUCAAACUGCUAUUGAAGCAAAUUCCUUGGGUCAAAUGCCAGUCAUCAUUGCAGGAAAUGAGCAGCAGCAGAAGAAAUAUCUGGGGAGAAUGACUGAGGAACCCAUUAUGUGUGCCUACUGUGUAACUGAACCUGGAGCAGGCUCUGAUGUAGCAGGUUUGAAAACAAAAGCUGAAAAGAAGGGAGAUGAAUAUAUAAUUAACGGGCAAAAAAUGUGGAUCACCAAUGGUGGCAAGGCUAACUGGUAUUUUUUAUUAGCUCGUACCCUUCUUGAUCCUAAAGCUCCUACAAGCAAGGCUUUUACUGGAUUUAUUGUGGAAGCAGAUAGCCCAGGAGUACAAAUUGGAAGAAAGGAGCUUAAUAUGGGUCAACGGUGCUCAGAUACAAGAGGGAUUGUUUUUGAGGACGUGAGAGUGCCUAAAGAGAAUGUACUAAUUAGUGAAGGAGCUGGCUUUAAAAUUGCCAUGGGAGCAUUUGAUAAAACUAGGCCUCCAGUAGCAGCUGGCGCUGUAGGUCUAGCACAGAGAGCUUUGGAGGAAGCUACAAAAUACGCUAUGGAAAGAAAAACCUUUGGGAAGGUACUCGCAGAGCACCAAGUAGUGUCCUUCAUGUUGGCUGAAAUGGCAAUGAAAGUGGAACUUGCUCGCCUGGCUUACCAAAGGGCUGCAUGGGAGGUAGAUGCUGGUCGCAGAAAUACUUAUUAUGCAUCUAUAGCAAAGGGAUAUGCUGGAGACAUUGCAAAUCAAGUAGCUUCUGAUGCUGUCCAGAUCUUCGGAGGAAAUGGAUACAACAGUGAAUAUCCAGUAGAAAAGCUAAUGAGAGAUGCCAAAAUAUAUCAAAUAUAUGAAGGAACUGCUCAGAUUCAAAGGCUGAUUAUAGCUCGUGAACACCUUCUCAAGUUUAAGGCCUGAGAGAAGACUGAAAUGGUGUCGACAUCACUAAAACAACAAAGGGCUUUGGUUCCUGGCAUGCAUUAAUCCAAAUCCACAAGUGAUUGUAUCUUUGUCAGCUAUGCCAUCUU
Messenger RNA from Euleptes europaea (tarantolino), 1379 nucleotides. It is a transcript of the gene ACADM, whose product is annotated as acyl-CoA dehydrogenase medium chain. The coding region runs from base 1 to 1269 and encodes 422 amino acids. The record is from RefSeq and is a predicted model, not a curated record. Gene Ontology annotation, cellular component: mitochondrion. NCBI's taxonomy places the organism in Eukaryota, Metazoa, Chordata, Lepidosauria, Squamata, Sphaerodactylidae. Gene Ontology annotation, biological process: medium-chain fatty acid catabolic process; fatty acid beta-oxidation. Gene Ontology annotation, molecular function: flavin adenine dinucleotide binding; medium-chain fatty acyl-CoA dehydrogenase activity. The transcript has 12 exons.